GAGCGGAGCAGCCCGGUAAACCGACACCUGUCCGCCACAUUCACUAACCGUCCUCCCACUGAGUGUGUGUGUGUGUGUGUGUCCGCUGGAGGUGGCACGUCGGUCUCCGGGAAUGAAGAACAAACACAACCAACAGGUGAAGACCGCAGCUCCGACCCGACUGGACAUGUCGAGCUUCGAGGUGUCUCUGCAGCAACUCAAUGACCUGCUGACGGACGACAGCGGUUUUUACAGCUGGCCGACAAAACACUUCCACGAGGUUUACCCGCGGAUUUACGUCGGCAAUGCGUUUGUGGCAACAAACGCGAUGCGUCUGAAGCGCCUGGGCAUCACCCACAUCCUGAACGCGGCAGAGGGAAACUCCUUCAUGCACGUCAACACCAGCGCCGAGUUCUACGCAGGCACGGGCAUCGUCUACCAUGGAGUACCAGCCAGCGACACCGACCACUUCGACAUCAGCGUUUACUUCGAGGAGGCAGCGGACUUCAUUGAGAAGGCGCUGGCGUACAAAAACGGGAAAGGUAAAGUGUACGUUCAUUGCAGGGAAGGCUACAGCCGCUCGCCAACCUUGGUCAUAGCCUACCUGAUGCUUCGCCAAAACAUGGAUGUCCACACCGCUCUGGCCAUGGUGAGGCAGAAAAGAGAAAUCGGACCCAACGACAGCUUCCUCCGGCAGCUCUGUCGGCUCAACCAGCGGCUGGCUGCUGAGGGAAAGUUCUGGAACAAGUGAGGCACACAAGGAGUCAGACAGACAGACUGUAAGAGAGGACUAACAGAGGGUUAACUGCGCAUCACUUUCUGUCACUUGUUCUACAGCUCUAACAAGCCGCAGAUCUGUGAGGGAAUGUUCUGGAAGUGAGGGAAGGGGUGGAAAAUGAAAAACAUUUUCUCUUAGACUGAGGCUGACAGCACCGACUGUGUGUGUGUGUAGUACAAAAUAUUACGUCUUACACUCAAACGUCUGACACAUACGUACGGUAUUUCAAUCAUCAUCUUAAUCCAAAACACAAAACCUCUGCUGAAGACACUGGUGAUACCAUGCGCUGAUCAUACAUUGUAAAGUGUAAAUCCAGGUACACUGCAUUCACUAAGUGUGUUUACAUACUCUCACUUAUAUUUGCAGUAUUAGAUUGAUCUUGUUUCAAGUCCAAAUGAAAGUGAAUAACCAUAUUUUUUCACGUGUUGUACAGAUUGUUGUGUUUUCCUGCCGCUCACUAUUCAAGAGAACAAUAUCCAAGUAUAAAGGGAAUGUUCAGAAGAAUUUAAGCUCACUCGUGAAGGUGAAAAAUAGUAUUGUUAAUGUGACACGGUCAUCGUCUUUCCCUCCUCUCCAUCUCUCUUCCUCCCUCCCUCCCUCCUGGCUCUGCGCCCUCUGUCUUGGUCUCACUCCUGCAAACACUGCCAAGUCUCUCCGUCCCCAGUCGUUCCCAGAGGGGAUUUCAGACAGACACUGCGAUUUUUUUCCCCACAUUGAAUCAGAUUUUCAGGGUACCAAAGGAUGGUGUUAAAAUGUGUUUCUGUCCGAUAUGUUUAAUGCGUUUUAGAAAACUGUACAAUCUUUGACCCAUAUUGCACUCUUAGCUAGAAACCUGCCUCAGAAGUGUUUCUCAGUCAAAAACGUGUUAUUCUUUGUAGAAAUUCUACACUAUUUUACACUGCAAGAUGGUUGGUUGUUAAUGAUUAAAAUGAAGCUGAUUUUAUUAGAUUGGAAUAGCAAAAAAAAAAAAAAAAACAAGGGAUGAUUUGACAUUUUGGGAAAUAUGCUUAUAUGCUUAUGAUUGAGAAGAUCAAACCAAA
Messenger RNA from Toxotes jaculatrix (banded archerfish), 1797 nucleotides. RefSeq names its product dual specificity protein phosphatase 3-like. The transcript is spliced from 3 exons. Gene Ontology annotation, molecular function: protein tyrosine/serine/threonine phosphatase activity; MAP kinase phosphatase activity. The coding region runs from base 113 to 730 and encodes 205 amino acids. The record is from RefSeq and is a predicted model, not a curated record. Lineage: Eukaryota; Metazoa; Chordata; Actinopteri; Toxotidae. Gene Ontology annotation, cellular component: cytoplasm. Gene Ontology annotation, biological process: protein dephosphorylation; negative regulation of MAPK cascade.